This is a messenger RNA of Lentinula edodes (shiitake mushroom), 675 nucleotides long. RefSeq lists its product as uncharacterized. The record is from RefSeq and is a predicted model, not a curated record. The transcript is spliced from 3 exons. Bases 1 to 675 code for a protein of 224 amino acids. NCBI's taxonomy places the organism in Eukaryota, Fungi, Basidiomycota, Agaricomycetes, Agaricales, Omphalotaceae.
AUGCUCGCACCAUCGUUCCUCUCUCUUUCCUCCCUCCUCCUCAUCCCCACCACACUAGGUGCCGCCAUUCUUCGCCGCGACAAUGGCUGCAAUACAUGGCCUUCCGUUGGCAUUAAAGACAACAAUGCCUCGUUCGAGUUAUGGGCUCAUUACGAAAGUCGAGUCGCCAUUCCACUCGCGAUGACUACCUUCGAUGGCAAUAGUAGCAGUAACGCAACGAAAGCUUAUUUAGCACCUAACGACCUCGGUGGAACCGUAAUCGGAACUCUCUUUACCUUGAACAACUCGGGAUUGAUCGGUGCAGGCUCGAGUUCCAAUGAUUCAGACGGUUCUUCGUCGCCAAAUACGACAUGGAUCUCCAAUACCAUAGACGCAGGUGGUUUCUUCCCCUUCAGUCUAUCCCCCGACGCCAAUGACGCUGGGAUUGCGGAUGAUUAUUGCGAAGUGGCAUGUCCAAACACAGACCCCCACGGUCCUCUCAUCAACGGUCCCUUAUUCGGCGCUCAAGGUUCCACCUCUGGAUGGGCCAUCUGCAACCGCGUUGACAAUCCACUUUUCCAAGGCGUGGUCUUCAACCCUGCGAGCUAUAGCUCAGACUAUGGGUUCAACGUCUCUACUUGCCAGAACGUCACAAUUUAUCUACGGUCUACCGCGUUGGGGAAUUUGAACACUUAG